AAACCCGGAGGGCGGCGCGCGCGAACCGUGUCCGAACCGCACGGCGGCGUCCUGGGGGGUCCACUGUGAGGACGGGGGGUCCACUGUGAGGACGGAGCUUCCUCUCCUCAGGACCCACCCAGGAGGGGCCGGGGCUUGGGACACCUGGGGACACCUGGGGCCGCGUCCGCUGUGAGGACAGGGAGACGCUGCUGCAGCUCCGGGACACCUGGGGCCACCGAGGCGAAGGGGUAAAUCUUUUCAAGACACUAAAACAGGUGACUCAGCCCUGUGAGCUCUGUGCCUGACAUGACCCAAACGGCCAGCAAUUUUCUCCUUCUCCAGUUAAACCUGUCCAAAAUUGAGGAACCUAUCCAGGUGAGAACUGGCAACUCUAAUGUACUCCGAUACCUUUCUGCAGGAGAUUCAAAUAUUUGCUAAUGCUUACUGAUACCUUCACUGGUUAGAUCGAGGCAUUCCCCACCCCAUCUGAAAAAUGUUUACCAGAAGAAAUAACUCCUCAGUUUCGGUAAUCUAAAAGCCUGCAAAGUGACAAUGGCCCAUCUUUCACAGCAGGCGUAACCCAACACCUAUCCUCAGCUUUAAGAAUCCAAUAUUACCUUCACUCUGUGUGGAGACCGCAGUCCUCUGGAAAGGUGAAAGGGCUAAUCCUACUCUACAGAAGACUCCAGCUAAAUCAGACGCCUGACUAUCUCCAACACCCAUAGCUUACUGCGGGUUUGAACUGCUCCAAAGUAAAACGUAUAAUUAAGUCCUGUUGAGUUAACAUAUGGAAGGCCUUUCCUAACCACAGAUCUCCUAAUAGAUGAAAUGAAUCUCCAUUACAAAAAUAUCAAUCUAGGACAGGUGCAAAGGCACUCCGUGCAUAUGGAAACAAGCGUCUUCCCCUCCCACAUGGGAGGAAAAUUCAGUUUCAGCUCAGCUAGGGAUCUAGUCUUACUAAAGACGUGGGAAGAAGUUCUCCAGCUGAGCAGCUUUCCCCAACGUGGAAGGGACCAUAGCAAGGACACCUGAGUUCUCCAACAGACGUUCAACGCCAAGGGAUUCACAGUUCUGGGAGGUGAUCUCUGAUGAACAUGCCAUCGACUCCGCUGGCACCUACCACGGGGACAGCCACCUGCAGCUGGAGCGCAUCAACGUGCACCACCACGAGGCCAGCGGUGGCAGGUACGUGCCCCGCGCUGUGCUCGUGGAUCUGGAGCCGGGCACCAUGGACUCUGUGCACUCGGGGCCCUUCGGGCAGGUCUUCAGGCCAGACAACUUCAUUUCCGGGGAAGCUGCUGUCCUGUAACUCUGGAGGAGGGAGUUUCAUUUGCUCCACCUGCAGGGCGAAUGGUGCUUUCACCUCACAUGUGACACUUGGCCCUUUCUGCAUUAUGGUGGUGACCACUGAUGACCGUAUACCUGGCCGUCGAGUGACCGGCUGUGCUGUCUUACAGGUGUCGGACACCGUGGUGGAGCCCUACAACGCCACCCUCUCAGUCCACCAGCUCAUAGAAAACGCGGAUGAGACCUUCUGCAUAGAUAACGAAGCGCUAUAUGACAUAUGUUCCAGGACCCUAAAACUGCCCACACCCACCUAUGGUGACCUGAACCACCUGGUGUCUGCUACCAUGAGUGGGGUCACCACAUGCCUGCGCUUCCCAGGCCAGCUGAAUGCUGACCUGCGGAAGCUGGCCGUGAACAUGGUCCCGUUUCCCCGGCUGCAUUUCUUCAUGCCCGGCUUUGCCCCACUGACCAGCCGGGGCAGCCAGCAGUACCGGGCCUUGACUGUGGCUGAGCUCACCCAGCAGAUGUUUGAUGCUAAGAACAUGAUGGCUGCCUGUGACCCCCGUCACGGCUGCUACCUAACGGUGGCUGCCAUUUUCAGGGGUCGCAUGCCCAUGAGGGAGGUGGAUGAACAAAUGUUCAACAUUCAAGAUAAGAACAGCAGCUACUUUGCUGACUGGUUCCCCGACAACGUAAAAACAGCCGUCUGUGACAUCCCACCCCGGGGGCUAAAAAUGUCAGCCACCUUCAUUGGGAAUAAUGCGGCCAUCCAGGAACUCUUCACAUGUGUCUCAGAGCAGUUUACAGCAAUGUUCAGGCGCAAGGCCUUCCUCCACUGGUACACGGGCGAGGGCAUGGAUGAGAUGGAAUUCACCGAGGCCGAGAGCAACAUGAACGACCUGGUGUCUGAAUAUCAGCAAUAUCAGGAUGCCACGGCCGAGGAGGAGGAGGAUGAGGAGUAUGCCGAGGAGGAGGUGGCCUAGAACUCUCCUUUUCUAGGUAAAGGGGGGAAGCAGUGUGGAUUCUUUACUGUGUUCUGACAGCCAUGUGUCACUAUACGCUUGUUAAUUUGUGUCUUCACAUCUCCUGCUGCGUUUUAAAGCAUUUUUAUAGUAUGCGGUUUUGACUAAUAAAGUAUUCUCACAGCAU
This is a messenger RNA of Homo sapiens (human), 2418 nucleotides long. It is a transcript of the gene TUBB8B, whose product is annotated as tubulin beta 8B. The transcript is spliced from 6 exons. Gene Ontology annotation, molecular function: GTP binding; GTPase activity; structural constituent of cytoskeleton. The coding region runs from base 1071 to 2252 and encodes 393 amino acids. Lineage: Eukaryota; Metazoa; Chordata; Mammalia; Primates; Hominidae. The record is from RefSeq and is a predicted model, not a curated record. Gene Ontology annotation, cellular component: cytoskeleton; microtubule. Gene Ontology annotation, biological process: microtubule-based process.